AUGCUGUUGGCGAAGGUCUCAGGCUUCCUGAGCCCGCAGCGUUCCGCUCAUCGCGUCGUCAAUAGCUGCAACUACUUGCCGAUUUACUUGGUCUCCUGGCUUGAAGAGGAAGCGCAGUUGACGCCUCCUCAGGCGCUGAGCAUCUCAGCCUUAGCCAAGGUGGUGCAGAUGCUGAUGACCUUCCCAGCAUCCUUUGCCACCGAUCUCUUCGGCACCACCAAGGUCAUGUUGCUGGGUGGCUCGUCUGUGGCUGUGGCGGCAGUCCCGCUGCUUUGGUUGACGAUGGCCUCCAGCACUGUAGGGCUUUGGCCAGCCUUUCUGAUUCUUGGAGUCUUCUUACCAGUGCUGAUCUCCAUCUACCUGGUCCCUUCGAACCUCUUCAUGACCGCUGUCUUCCCAACUCUUCUGCGCGCCAGAGCCUGCGGGAUCUGCCUGGGACUGGCCUCGAUUACUGGUGGGUUGACGCCCAUGAUCGCCUCUCAACUCGCCCAAGAAGGACGGCUAUGGCCAGGUGCAUUCAUCUCCUUCCUCACGCUGCCCUCCCUAGCAGUCUUGCUUUGGAGCCGCCAGAAGGGCCGUUUGGCUGUCUAUCAAAGGCCAUGGCUCUUCUGA
Molecule: messenger RNA, 612 nt
Organism: Durusdinium trenchii
Lineage: Eukaryota; Dinophyceae; Suessiales; Symbiodiniaceae
Source: the annotation of a GenBank genome assembly